AUGGUAAAGGAGCAUCCUCCGCCAGCUGUCGACAAUGAUACGCAUUCGACGCACCAUGCCACCACAACGCCUCCCAGCGAGCCCAAUGCACAGAGUGCACCAGCGAGUGCGGUAUCGCCGCCUCCGACGAGCACUGCGAUCCCAGACUCACCAGCGACUCGUUCCACAGCAGCUACUGCUAUCCGCCCACGAUCAGAUUCUCAAUCAACCACUGCGACUACCGCAACCCGCGCAUCCACUCGAUCGACCAGGAGUAGCAUGGUAUUUGUCGUUGCUGCAUUAGAAAGUAUCGCAGCUUCUAAAGAUGCACGCAAGCGGAAGGUGCUGGCAGACUCGACACAGCGGGCCCUGUCAGCCAUCCGAAGUGCUCAAGGAGAUGCUACGCAGAUCGACCCAGAAGUUAUGUUUGCGCCUCUGAACCUGGCCACCGAGGCUUCAACAGUUUCAGUAGUAACGACAGCUCUGGACUGUAUAGGAAAGCUGAUUAGCUAUUCCUACUUCUCUACGCCAGCUGUGUCGGAGGCGCAGAGCGAAUCUGCAGAGGACAGACAAAGGCCGCCGCUUAUUGAGAGGGCCAUUGACACGAUAUGCGAUUGCUUCCAAGGCGAAGCCACUCCUGCCGAAGUGCAGAUGCAGAUUAUCAAGAGCUUGUUGGCUGCUAUUCUCAAUGACAAGAUUGUGGUACAUGGCGCAGGAUUGCUUAAGAGCGUACGUCAGACAUAUAACAUCUUCUUGCUGAGUAAAAGCAGUGCCAACCAGCAGAUCGCUCAAGGCACUUUGAUGCAAAUGGUCGGUACGGUCUUCGAGCGUGUCAAGGUCAGACUUGCGAGCAAGGCUUCGCGGUCAUCUACAAGUCUCAAGACGAAUGGCGCUGAAGCUGCUUCCGAUGUGUCGUCCGUUGUGGGAAGUGACGAAACACCAUCACUUGCUGGUGCUCCUCAGACGCCAGAUAUCGAGAGGGAUGAACCAAAGAUGACUUUGCAGACAUUCGAGACACGUAAAUCUUUCGACGACACGAGGAUAAACGAUACCGCUCCAACUAUGGUCACGAAGAACAAGAAGGCCAGCAAACGGCCUUCAACUUCCGGUUCUGGUGCCGAUGUGCCAUCUAUCACCGUGCAGGGGGAAGGGAGUGACGCGCUAUCCGAAGAUGACGAGGAAGAUGAAAUCUACAUCAAAGACGCAUUCUUAAUCUUCCGCGCCAUGUGCAAGCUAUCGACCAAGCCAUUGCGAAUAGAGGAUGCGGUCGAUAUAAAAUCGCAGGGAAUGCGAUCAAAGCUUUUGAGCUUGCACAUCGUCCACAGUGUUCUCUUCAACCACUCCGUCAUCUUCACAUCUCCGCACGCAACCAUACGAAGCUCUUCAAACGGUGAUCCGACUGGUUUCACGCAGGCGAUCAAGCAGUAUCUUUGCUUGAGCCUUAGCCGAAACGGUGCGAGCAGUAUCAGCAAGGUUUUUGAAGUGGCUUCGGAAAUCUUCUGGCUGAUGACAAAAAACCUGCGUUCGCAAAUGAAGCGAGAAUUGGAGGUCUUCUUGAAGGAGAUAUACAUCGCUAUACUGGACAAGCGGCAAGCUCCAGGGUGGCAGAAAUCAUACAUCAUUCAGCAUAUUUUCGGUCGCAUCGGACAGGAUCCUCGAGCGCUGGUAGAGAUUUAUCUGAAUUAUGACUGUGACCGCCAAGCUAUUGACAAUAUGUAUCAGCGCAUGGUAGAGCAUGUCAGUCGACUAGCAAGUCAACCGGUACCUGUUAGCGGACUUCAGCAACAAGCUUACCUGGAGAGCGUGGCGAGGCAAAACAGCAGUCUCUCCAAUGACUGGCGUGAAAGAGGGACACUCCCACCAAGCUUGACAACUGCGAGCAUGACACAACCGCAUGAGUCUGAGCAAGCCUUCCCUCAAGAAUAUGCUAUGAAGAUGCAAGGACUAGAGGCGUUGGUAGAGACUCUGCGAAGUAUGGUGAAUUGGGGUCAACAGACACCCGCAGAAGUAGCUGCGAGCACCCUGGCUGACGUUGAUGCACGGUUCUCACUGGAUGACCAACAGCGAGAAAGCUUAGACACCAGGGCAAUGGAAUCUGCAGGCCCAAGUGGCGCGUCAACUGACGGCAUUCCAAUGACACCUCGAGAGUUCGAUACACCAGUUGCGGAAGACGAUCCAGAAGAGCUUGAAAAGAUCAAGCAGCGAAAGACAGCACUCAAUGAGGCUAUACGCGCGUUCAAUUUCAAGCCGAAAAGAGGCAUCAAGAUGCUCAUCGCGAAAGGCUUCAUCCUCUCCGAAGAUGCACAAGACAUUGCGAAAUUCUUCUUCAACAACGAGCGUGUGAACAAGAAAUCUCUUGGUGAAUUCCUUGGAGAGGGUGAUGAAGAGAACAUCAAGAUCAUGCACGCUUUUGUAGACCAGAUGGAUUUCACACGCACCCGAUUUGUGGAUGCCCUGCGCAGGUUCUUGCAGGCAUUUCGUCUCCCAGGCGAGGCUCAGAAGAUCGACAGACUGAUGCUCAAGUUUGCCGAAAGAUACACCACCGGCAACCCGAAUGCAUUCGCGAAUGCCGACACUGCAUAUGUACUUGCAUACAGUGUGAUCAUGCUCAACACUGAUCAACAUUCUGCACAGGUGAAGAAACGCAUGACUGUUGAAGACUUCAUCAAGAACAAUCGUGGCAUCAAUGACAACGCAGACUUGCCUGAUGAGUAUCUGCAAGGAAUCUUUGACGAGAUCGCACACAAUGAGAUCGUGCUAGAUACUGAGCGGGAACAGGCUGCUAAUCUUGGCCAACUACCACAACAGCCUACUGGACUUGUCGGUACCUUGGCAAAUGUCGGCCGUGACCUCCAGAGAGAAGCAUAUGCGCAGGCAAGUGAAGAAAUGAGCAAUCGCACAGAACAGCUUUUUAAGAAUCUGCUUCGGGCACAGAAACGAGCCGGAGGUGCAGCAGCCGCUGUGAGCAAAGGCAAAUUCUUGAUUGCCAGCUCCUACAAGCACGUUGGACCCAUGUUCGAAGUGACUUGGAUGAGCUUUCUGACCGCGCUUUCGGGCUCGGCACAGGAGACCCAAACCCUCGAGACAAUACGUCUUUGCAUGGAAGGCCAAAAGCUUGCGGUGCGCAUUGCAUGCCUGUUUGACCUCGAAGACCCAAGACAAGCUUUCGUUUCAAGCUUGAGCAGGAGCACGAACUUGUACAACUUGUCCGAGAUGAAGGCCAAGAACAUGGAAGCGCUACGAGCCUUGAUCGACAUUGCUUACAGCGAGGGCAACCACCUGAAAGAGAGCUGGCGAGACAUACUCACCUGCAUCUCACAGCUUGACCGAUUCCAGCUCAUCUCGAGCGGUGUCGAGGAAGGCGCGAUACCUGACGUGAUGCGAGCGCAAGGAGUGCCGCAGAGUCCACAGGUCAACGGAGCUGGACGAAAGAGCUUGCAAGUCAGCAGGCGGCCGACGACUCGGACUACUCCCAGUGGUGCAUAUCAAGCCGAUAUUGUUGAAGAGACAAGGGGUGCAGACAUGGUCCGCAGUGUCGACCGCAUCUUCACGAACACAGCCAACAUGUCAGGUGAUGCGAUUGUGCAUUUCGUGCGCGCUCUGACGCAAGUCAGCUGGCAGGAAAUCCAAUCUUCCGGCCUCUCAGACCAACCACGAACAUACAGCUUGAAUAAGCUUGUCGAGAUCUCAAGCUACAACAUGACCCGUGUGAGGUUCGAGUGGACAAAUAUCUGGCAAAUCCUUGGACAGCACUUCAUCGAUGUCGGAUGCCACAACAAUACACACGUCGUGCACUUCGCACUCAACAGCUUACGACAGCUCAGUAUGCGCUUCAUGGAGAUUGAGGAGCUCCCCGGUUUCAAGUUCCAGAAGGACUUCCUCAAGCCUUUCGAGCUGAUCCUUAGCAAUGCCUCACAGGUUGCUGUCAAGGAUCUGGUACUGCGCUGCCUCAUCCAAAUGAUACAGGCUCGCGGAGACAUGAUCCGAUCUGGGUGGAGGACCAUGUUUGGCGUCUUCACAGUCGCCGCCAAGGAACCAUACGAGAGCAUUGUCAAUCUUGCCUUUGACAAUGUAACGCAAGUGUACAAUGAGCGAUUCGGCGUUGUGGUGUCGCAAGGCGCUUUCGCUGAUCUGGUCGUAUGCUUGACAGAGUUCAGCAAGAACAUGAAGUUCCAGAAGAAGAGUUUGCAAGCCAUCGAGACGUUAAAGUCUUCCGUGCCGAAGAUGCUCAGAACACCGGAGUGUCCUCUUUCACUGAAAGCACCAGGCUCGAAGGAUGCUCCUCAAGCCGAGAACAUCCCUAAGCAACCCAUUCGCCAGACACAAGAAGAGCAGUACUGGUUGCCUGUACUGUUCGCUUUCCAUGAUGUGCUCAUGACUGGCGAGGAUCUCGAGGUCCGCUCACGAGCACUCAAUUACCUCUUCGAUACCUUGACCAAGUAUGGAGGCGACUUUCCAAAAGACUUCUGGGACACUCUUUGGAGACAGCAAUUAUAUCCCAUCUUCAUGGUGCUGCAAGAUCGCAAGGCCAUCAGUCACGAAGCCGUUAACCAUGAGGAGCUGUCGGUAUGGCUGUCGACCACAUUGAUUCAAGCACUGCGAAAUAUGAUCAGCUUGUUCACACACUUCUUUGAGAGCCUGGAAUAUAUGCUGGAUCGCUUCCUGGACCUGCUUGCGCUCUGCAUCUGCCAGGAGAAUGAUACCUUGGCCAGGAUUGGCAGCAAUUGCCUUCAGCAGCUGAUUCUUCAAAAUGUCAAGAAAUUCACACCACAGCACUGGGAGAAGAUCGUUCGCGCAUUUGUCGAUCUGUUCAACAGGACAGAAGCCAAGGAGCUGUUCUCAGCUGCAACGUCGAGCAAUUAUUCCAAGGACAAUUCGUAUUCCCACGAAAGUCCAUCGCGACCGAGAGGCAUAUCGACUGCCGAUGAUGCUUCGAUUGCAGAGAACACGAACGCCUUGAAGAUUAACGGUUUGUCCGAGGAUGAUGACACAGCUACCACGAAUGGCGACGGGCACGUUGAGACGUCUUCGUUGUCACUGUCUUCCGACCACGAUCGUAGCCCAUCACCGGCCCAGACACCUCGCAACAAGCGAACAGAACUUGAAGACUUCAGCAACGUGCAGUCCAAGCAGCAAGCGCCAAUUGUCGUGACAGCCGCGCGAAGACGAUACUUCAACCAAAUCAUCACAAAAUGCGUCCUUCAGCUCCUGAUGAUCGAGACGGUAUCCGAGCUCUUCAACAACGACGCAGUCUACUCCUCCAUCCCAUCCCACCUCUUGCUCCGCCUCAUGAAGCUCCUCAAAACCUCAUACCACUUCGCCAAGCGUUUCAACGAAGACCGCGACCUCCGCACGCGCCUCUUCCGCGAAGGCUUCAUGAAACAACCGCCCAACCUCCUCAAACAAGAAAGCGGAUCCGCCAGCGUCUACGUGCUCAUCCUCCUCCGCAUGUACGCCGACCAAUCCCCCGAACGCGCCGCUUCCCGCCCCGAAACCGAAUCGGCCCUCAUCCCCCUCUGCACCGACAUCAUCGCCUCCUACAUCUCGCUCGACGAAGAAACGCAGCAACGCAACAUCGUCACCUGGCGUCCCGUCGUCAUCGACGUUUUGGAAGGUUAUGUCGCGUUCCCUGACGCAGAGUUUGAGAAGCACGUUGAAGUUUUCUCGCCGCUUGCUGUCGGGCUUAUGAAUCGUGAUAUGGGGCCGGAAUUGCAGAGGGCUGUCCAAGGGCUUUGGCAGAGGGUUUGUGAGGUUCGACUGGGGUUGAGAUUGGAUGAGGCGCUUUUGCCGGUGCAGACGCCGAGUAGUCCUAGGGCUGUUAAUGUUUUUGGGACGAGGAGGGGGAGUCGGGGGUCGGUUGUUAGGGUGGUUGGUGGGAAAUCGUAA
Messenger RNA from Pseudocercospora fijiensis CIRAD86, 5865 nucleotides. RefSeq lists its product as uncharacterized. The coding region runs from base 1 to 5865 and encodes 1954 amino acids. Gene Ontology annotation, biological process: regulation of ARF protein signal transduction. NCBI's taxonomy places the organism in Eukaryota, Fungi, Ascomycota, Dothideomycetes, Mycosphaerellales, Mycosphaerellaceae. The transcript has a single exon. The record is from RefSeq and is a predicted model, not a curated record. Gene Ontology annotation, molecular function: guanyl-nucleotide exchange factor activity.